AAACGCUAGAUUUGCGGCGAGCGCUCGCCGCUGCUUGCCAUUUAUUCUAAAUUUUUCCCGGGUGCCUUAGCUUUCAAAAGAAGACAGCAUGACCCGAAAACACAAGAAAAACGUUGCGAUUGGCGAAGCUGUCAGAAUCGCAGUCACAUCGGCCCUGCAGCAAUUUUACCAAGCCGAAGAUCAGCGAGAGUAUGAAUUUCCGUCAUCGUUCACGGCUGAAGAGCGGGCUUUCAUCCACAAAUACUGCCUGUCACUCGGUCUCAAGUCCAAAAGCAGAGGCAAGGGUGCCAACCGCUUCUUGACGGCAUACAAAAAGGCAGGCUCCACCAUUGUCCAAGCGGAUGCGUCCUUCACAAUGGGUCCCCUGUCGUGCCAGUACGCCGUGGUCCUUCUGCAAAAGUUCCCGGUCAACAUCAGUGAACGACAGGACCUCCUACCGCCCACGGAACGGGAUCGCCUGAUUGGUCACGAGGUCAGAGACGUGAACCGCACGACGGCGCGUCUCAACUGCGGCAUUCCGCAAGUUCCCCCGCUCUGCGAAGCGUCCCCGCUCGAGGCCCAGCGUCAGCAGCUUCCCAUCUGGCAGAGCCGCGAAGUCCUGGUGUCCACCAUUGCCCGGAACCAGGUCACCAUCGUGGUGGGGGAGACCGGCUGCGGCAAGACCACCCAGGUGCCGCAGUAUCUGCUGGAGCACCACGCAAGCGUCGGCCAGCCGAUCCGGAUCAUCUGCACGGAGCCGCGGCGCCUGGCCGCCGUGGCCGUGGCCGAGAGGGUAUCCGCGGAGCGAAACGAGCGGCUGGGUCACACGGUCGGAUACCAGAUACGACUGGAAAACAGGGUGUCGCCAAAGACCCUCCUUACGGUGUGCACCAACGGCAUCCUCCUGCGCACCUUGAUGGGGAACGACUCCGCCAUGGCAACCAUCACUCACGUCAUUGUGGACGAGGUCCACGAACGUGACCGGUUCAGCGACUUCCUGCUGAUCGUGCUGCGCGACCUGCUGCCCAAGUUCCGCAACCUCAAGCUGAUCCUCAUGUCGGCCACCGUAGACGUCGAGCACUUUGUCAAGUACUUCGGCGGCUGUCCCGUCGUGGAAGUUCCUGCCAAGUCCCACGAAGUGAAGGUGUACUUUCUGGAAGACGUGCUGCGCCUGACGAACUACACGAGUGGCGAAAUGGUGAAGCUCAAGUCUGUCCAGCGCAAGACGGAGGCUCAGAGGGCGCAACUGGCCAAGUGGUGCGAGGGAACGCAGUCGCAGAACGCGUCCCACCUCGGUCUUGCAGCGUCUCGGGAGGGCUUGGAGGUGAAGGAGGGGGAGGAGGAAGGUGCCCAGAGGCUGGACUCGACUCUCGCCGCCGAGAUGGACCGUGCGUUGCACCAGGCCUGGAUGAGUGGCACCGACGAGGCCUUCUCGCAGUUGCUCUACCACUUCCUCUCCGAAAACGUCAAUGUGGACCACCGUCACAGUGAGACGAGCGCCACUGCGCUGAUGCUGGCCGCCGGACGGGGCAAGACGGAGGUGGUGGAGGAACUGCUGGCGCUGGGCGCAGACCCCCGCGCCAAGGCCUCCAACGACUGGACGGCGCUCGACUGGGCCCAGCACUUCCAGCAGGAAGACGCCGUGCAAGUGCUCCUCGCACACCUGCUGGUGCUUCAGAGCGGGAUUUCAAGACCGGACACCGGGGUGCCGGAUCUGAGCGAUGCGGAUCGUGAGCAUUUGGAGCUCUACCAGCGGAGCAUCGACGACGACCAAACGGACCUGGACCUGGUGUUUGCUUUGCUCCGUACGCUCCACGGCAGUCAGGACGAAGGGGCCAUACUGGUGUUCCUUGCCGGCUUUGACGACAUGGCUUCCUUGAAGGAGAAGAUUCUGGCGGAUCACCACAACUUCUCGAGCCAGAUGAGGUAUGUCCUGUGCAUGCUGCACUCCAACGUGCAGUGCAGCGAACAGCGGCAGGUCUUCAACACUAUGCCUCCGGGUGUGCGGAAGAUUAUCCUGUCGACCAACAUAGCCGAGACGAGCAUCACCAUCAGCGACGUGAGCUUUGUCAUCGACUCCGGAAAAGUGAAAGAGAAGUCCUUCGACAGCCUGACGGGCACCACGCUGCUCAAGUCGGUCUGGGUGAGCCGGGCCAGCGCCCUGCAGCGCAAGGGCCGGGCGGGUCGCACCCGUCCGGGGGUCUGCUUCCACCUGUUUAGCCGCCAGCGGUUCCUGGGCCUGGCCCCGUUCCAGCAGCCGGAGCUGCUGCGCCUGCCCCUGCAGGAGCUCUGCCUGCAGGCCAAGCUGCUCGUGGCUCCCAACGUGCCCAUUGCGGACUUCCUCGCCAGGGCACCCAACCCACCCGCCUUCAUGGUCACCCGCACGGCCGUGUCUCUGCUCAAGGCGAUAGAUGCCCUGGACCCAUCGGAGCAGCUCACGGAGAUGGGCCUGCACCUGCUGGACCUGCCCAUUGAUCCGCAGCUGGGGAAGAUGGUGCUCUACUCCGUCGUGCUCAAGUGCCUGGACCCCGUGCUCACCAUCGUCUGCUGCCUCUCGGUCAAGGACCCCUUCGUGCUGCCCACUCAUCCGGGUCAGAGGCGGUCUGCCUACCUGGCACGGCGUAAACUGGCAGCCGACACCUACAGCGACCACAUGGCCCUGCUCAGGGCUUUCCAGGGCUGGCAGCGGGCGCGCUGCGAGAAUGUGGAGCGCUACUUCUGCGAGCGCCACUGCAUCUCGGGCUCGACCAUGGCCACCAUCCUGGCCGUGAGGGGACAGCUGCUGGGCCAGCUGAGGGCGUCCGGCUUCGUGCGUGCCCGGGGCAGCGGGGACAUCAAGGACCUGAACGCCCACUCGGACAACUGGGCGGUGGUCAAGGCGGCCCUGUGCGCGGGCUCCUACCCGAACCUGCUCAGGGUGGACCGCGAGAGGCGCCAGCUGGUGGCACAACGUGCCUCGAGGGUGCGCUUCCACACCCGCUCGGUGCUCUCCCAGCCGGAGAUCCGGACCACGGGCGAGGCGGGCACCACGACGCGGGCGGCGGCGGUGGCGUCUCUCCCGACGGACUGGCUCCUGUACGGGGAGCUGGCGCGCGCGGGCCCCACGGCCUACGCCCACAUGUGCACCCUGGUGUCGCCCGUCACCGUGGCCCUGUUCGCGGGACCCUCCAGGCUCCCGCUGGACGCACUCUACGAGCCGCAGGGGAGAAACUUUGGCCUGGGUGAGGACAGCGACAGUGAGGAGGAUGAAGAAUGUGAGCUCCAAAAGUGCAUGCUCAAGCUCGACGACUGGGUCUCCCUCAAGGCUGAACCCGAGGUGGGGCACCUGGCCCUGCAACUCCGCCAGAAGUUGCAGGCACUCUUCCUGCGCCGGAUGCAGUGCCCCACCAAGCCGUGGUCGCAAGUAGACGAAGCCGUAGUCCGAGCCGUAGUCGGGGUCCUCACCUCCGAAGAGGAAGCCCUCGGCCUGCCCAAGGGACCUCCUGGCAUCGGGCAGCGACCCCGGCCGUUUGCCUUCGAGCCCGGCUACCUGUCCUUCUCCUCCCCGGCCGUGGCCCCUCCGGAUAAUCCGGCGGCUAAUCCGGCAGGUAAUCCGGCAAGGCGAACAGUCCUGCGUAAGGGAGCGUCGCUGGACUAUGGGACGGCUGCGAGGUCAUUGCCCUCAUCGCGGCGAGGUUCGGGCGCCAGUUUGCCCGCUGUACCGUUCGGAGCGGGACGCUCGGAAGCCGGUGCCGGAUCGUGGUGCUCGGACGAGCGGUCGGACACCUCCUCGCUGCCCGCGGCCAGCAGCGGCCACCCGAGCCCUAGCCCCAGCCCCAAGCGGUCUCCGGGUCAGCGACGUCGCUUUUACGUCGUCAAGGCGAGCUCCCAGCGGAUGGUGGACGUCUCCGUCUCCACGGGCCUCUGGUCCCUGGGUCCGGCCACCGACCGGAAGGUGCAGUGGGCUCUCAAGGAGGGCAAAGAGGUGGUGCUGGUAUUCUCGGUGCAAGGCAGCGGCCACUUCCAAGGCUACGCGCAACUCCAAGGCCUGGCGUCCAGCAUGUGCUGCCCCCCGAACGACUACGCCGCCAACACGGGCGGACGCUGCUACUUCAUUGAGUGGAAGCACAGGUGCAACCUGCCAUUCCAGAGCACGCGACACCUACUGAAUCCAUGGAACGAGAACCGCAAGGUACAAGUCAGCAGAGACGGUCAGGAAAUUGAACCCCGGAUUGGCGAAGCCCUGUGUCGGCUGUGGAUUGGACUCCCGGACGCCAGGGCUGCGAGCCAAAUCGUGUGAUGCUGAGAAACCCGGCCACAAUCGCAGUCUUAUGUCUACGGCCAUUAACUCAUCGUUGCAUCUGCGUUUUAUGACCAUAAUGUGAGCUUCAGUGCUGUUGCUUUGCUUCAGUUGUUUUUUUAUGCUUUUUAUUCUCAUUCCCAUAAUGUGGCAGCUUCAAUGUUCUGGACAAUUGCAACAGACCCUUAGGAGUGAUACUGCAGCCUAAAGAAAAAGAAACUGUGCAACUUGCUUUUUUUUUUUUUUUCCCCCAUUACUUGCAUUGUAAGUAAUAUUCCAGGUUUCGUUAUUAAUUUUCAGUGGUGUAUUUAAAUUCGGUAUUGGGCUAGAAAUGUUAAUUCAGUUGUGUAUUAAUUCUGAAAUCCUGCCUAGAAAAAAAAAAAGCAUUUGACAUGAAUAAGAACAAGAUGCUUGCUAGAUAGGGUUGUGUCACCAUCCCUACUUUUAAUUGGCCUUUUAUUGAAUGGAUUUAGAGUAAAAAAAUAUGGAAUCUACUUUUACUAGCUCGAUGUUGUGUUUAUGAGAGUUAUGUUUUUGGCAUAAAACUUUGUUAAUGAACACGGCUUUCCAUGAGCAACGAACAUUGCAAAGAAAACUUGCUCGCAAAUGGUAAAAGUGAUUAGCUAUUGAAUGAUAACAAGUCAAGUUUUAUCUGGUAUUGGUAUGUAUUAGAAUUUACUUCCAAGAGUUUUUAAAGAAUGGGAAUAUUUUCAACAUUGACCGACCCAACGAAACCUGUCAACUGUUAGAUAAUUAUACUUACCCUUACAGUUCGGAGAAUUUUGCAUAGAGGUAAGAGGUGUUCACUUUUCUCCUACUGUGUCUCUCUGUGUUCACAAAUGCAAUGAUAAGUCCUUAAACUUUAGAAGAGCGCUUUGAUUUGUCACCGUCACAACACGCACGUGAUAUGUGCAAGCAUUUUCACGUGGGGCCGACCAUCGUGGCUCGAAAAUGCCAUUUUAGCAUUGCCACAGUAAUUCUAGUCCUUGAAGCUGUGAUGGAAUUGUUAGCUUUGCCUCACAACUUCCUUUAUAUGUACAUCCUAUAUUUGAUGUUUCUGCCUUCUUUGUUUUUGUUUUUUUUAAUUCAUAGUGCCAAGGCAACUUGAGUGCUCGUGUCUUGCGUAAUAUUCACAGAUUGCGGUUCGAAGCACAAUACAAUAGAAUCUCGUUAAUUCAAACUUGCGGAUAUAUCGAACUAAACAUGCAGGUCCCGUCCUAUGUGUUUCUAGGAAGGAAACUCCCGGUUAAUUCAAAAUUUGCAUUAUUCAAACAAAGUCUUGGUCUCCUUCAAGUUCAGAUUAACAAGAUUCCAGUGUAAAUUGUUCUACAACGAGCUGGUGCGAGUUGUUUCGGUUGAGACGUGCCUGUCAAUUUACGUGCCGUCUGUUUUGUGCGCGACUUAUCUGAAUUUUUGCAUCAUUGUCAUGACACUUCAAGUUUUCGUUUUUAAGGCAAAUUUUUAAGACAAAAAAUGUUGGCCAAGAUUGCCUGCCAACACAUUUCGGGGACAGCAUUAGAGUGGCCGUAUGCUUCGAAUCCUUUUUUUUUUAUUGACUAAGCCUUUUCUUGCGUAGAAGGCUUUUCUGGUAACUAUAAUAUGAAUUUCUUCUCUAGUUAAAACCAGAGCUCAGUAAUUGAUUCAAUUAGGGGCGAAGAACAUUCCUAUAAAAACAGUUUCUAUUAAUGUUUUUCUAAUUUGUCAUCAAAAAUAAAAACUUAAAGUGCAUUGGCAGACAGGCCAGCUGCAACCCGAAAAUAACAGUGAGAAUAUCGACAUAAAUGUGUUAACAAUUAACAUACACAGAAACGUUUGUGUCUGUGUACGUGACCCCAGUGGCAAUGGAGUAGGCUGUCAUUGUUUUCCCAGGCAUUACCUAAACGUUCCAGCUACGUUCAGUCAUAACAAUAUCUUCCGAGAAAUGUGGUGGCAAGUGGCCAUCGAACCUGUCAUUGACUCGUUACUGCACGAGCUCUUUGCUCAGUUAAGUCUGUUUCCUCCAAGAAUGUGGUGUAACAUAAAUGUUGACUUUUGAACUGUAAACUUACCAAUGGUUUGAA
Ixodes scapularis (black-legged tick) is the source of this 6318-nucleotide messenger RNA. RefSeq names its product 3'-5' RNA helicase YTHDC2. The transcript has 26 exons. The record is from RefSeq and is a predicted model, not a curated record. Gene Ontology annotation, cellular component: intracellular anatomical structure. NCBI's taxonomy places the organism in Eukaryota, Metazoa, Arthropoda, Arachnida, Ixodida, Ixodidae. The coding region runs from base 89 to 4258 and encodes 1389 amino acids. Gene Ontology annotation, molecular function: ATP binding; protein binding; RNA binding.